Messenger RNA from Amphiprion ocellaris (clown anemonefish), 4711 nucleotides. It is a transcript of the gene cdc37l1, whose product is annotated as cell division cycle 37-like 1. Lineage: Eukaryota; Metazoa; Chordata; Actinopteri; Pomacentridae. Gene Ontology annotation, molecular function: protein-folding chaperone binding; heat shock protein binding. Gene Ontology annotation, biological process: protein stabilization; protein folding. The record is from RefSeq and is a predicted model, not a curated record. Gene Ontology annotation, cellular component: cytoplasm.
CUUCUUAAAAAGACGCAGCCGGGACACUGGAGCAGCUUGUUGUUAUUGUAGGGCAGUUAGUCGUUUCCAGGGGCAGCAGCGCUCCUCUGCUGCUGUAACAUUUUCCCAUUUCGCUCUGCCAACUCUUCAGACUGACACUUAGCUCCCCACGUAGCUCUAACAGGCCGCUAAACACGGCUAGCAACUCUUGGAGCACAGCUAGCAUCAGCUAGCGGGUCCCACAGCACAGCUAGCCUGCUAGUUGUUUAGCAGUUAUGGAGUGGCUGGGUAACGGAGCUUCACUCCACCCCGACGGAGACCCCAGCAGUGACCCGGCUCCAGCGACCGUUUACCCUCACCAACAGCCGCCAUCAUCGCAUGUUUGUGACUGUGCCAUGGCAUCUCUAUGUCAGAGCCAGCGGCGCUGCGUGAAGGCGUCCAUCUUCUCCAGUUGGAGGCUAGCGGAGGCGCAGGAUCAGUUGUGUUCACUAGGGGUCCACAGCUCUGAAUCGCUGGAGCAGGAACGUGCUCGGACUCUGGCCUGCCCCAGAGAACUCACACAUACCGAGGAGGAGUGGCGACGGAAAGAAAGCAUGCUGGGCGGUCAGGAACCCAGCCGUAGUCCUGUACUUGGAGCUGUCGGAAGUUGGGAUGUGUUUGAUAAGAGUAUCAUCAAUGUCCAAAACCAGCCCAUAGAAAUGGACCAGGACAAGUGCAAAACAUUUCUCCAAAAGUAUGAACAAGAGCUCAGGCAUUUUGGUAUGUUGCGGAGAUGGGACGAUAGUCAGCGGUUCCUUGCAGACAUGCCUCAGCUCAUCUGUGAGGAAACGGCCAACUAUCUAAUUCUGUGGUGCAUGAGACUACAGCAGGAAGGGAAAGAAGCGCUGAUGGAGCAGGUGGCGCACCAAGCUAUAGUUAUGCAGUUCAUCCUGGAGAUGGCUUCAAAUUCGAAGCAGGAUCCUCGAGGCUGUUUCAGACAGUUCUUCCAUAAAGCCAAAGAAGGACAAGACGUCUACUUAGAGGUCUUCUAUACAGAACUCAAUGCCUUCAAACAGAGAGUAAAAGAAUACACAGUCAAAUGUAGAAGCGAUGCAUCCACCAUUGAACAGCAGAAUAUCGGCACAAACUGCAGACUCGACCCCAAAGAAGCGACAGACUCUUUACCUCCAGUAAGUAUGGCGGAGUAUUCCAUGAAGCGUUGUUUAGAGGCUGGACUUUGGACAAGCACAGGGAGGUGGACAAAAGACGACAACACAGAGACAGACGACAUACGCAUGAUGGAAACAUCUUAAGGAACGUAGGAUCAGCACCUGCUUUUCUUCCAUCUCCAUCGUCUCCCCGUUAUAGGAACAACAUGAGUUGUAAGCCCUCUGAAAGCAGCAGAGCAGCCUGAAAAAUUGCAGAGCAGGAAUAAAUGGAGGCACGUUCAGUCUUUUACGCUGCAGUUUUCAAUGGAGAGCCAGCAGGAAACACAUUUCUCAGUGUUGCUGUUAGCAUGUGGCUGUGGUUGGGCCGCUGGCGAGGUGGUUCCUGCAGCGUCUUUUGCCAGCUAAAUGCACGUCGUGCCAUAAGCAUCGUUUUACAGAUGGGAAUUUUUACAUCCUUAAAUCUAGGUUUCAGUUUUUUUUUAUUUCUCAUGGAUCAGAGAAACAUCAUCGUUUAAAAAAAAAAAAAAAAAAAAAUGCAAAUUUUAUCCAGACAACAUAUGGAAUACUAAACCCAUACAGCCUGGUCAGGGGAAAUUUGAGACCUAUAAAGGAAUCAUGUUAAGUUUGAGAUGAGCAUCACUGACAGAUCAGUAGCUUGGUAUCUCGAGUUAUAAGUUUUAACUAAAGCUGAACAUUUUAAAUGUACAGUAUUGGAAACUGCUCUGGGGUAAAAUGUAAAGCUGUCUGAUUUACAGCUCCAGGAUACAGUAGGUGCUGUAAAAAGCAAGUGGUUCAUAUGCGAUUUUUAAAUCAAGGGUAAGAAACAUGCCUAUAACAAGGAACUUCUGAGCAUAUUUGCAAUGAAGUAAAUCAGAUCUGUUUGCCUCAGACUUGUCAUUGUCGUACCAUAUCAUUGAUAAAAACUGGGCAUUGUAUCACUUCAGUUUAAGCAACAUAAGCCUUCAGUUUUAUAAAAAUUGCUUCACUCCAAGCAAACUUGGUAACUUUAUGCUAAUUUGUAAAGAGCAGUUUGAGUAUGUGUAACUGAAUAAUGUCUGAAUCUCAACCUGUAUUUACCUGGAUUUCUGUUUUCCAGAAGUAAGAGUGGACUUAAAAGCUCUUUUCUGGUCACAUCCUCGCUGUUGCCUCUCAGGCCCAGAACUGAGCUGCUUGUAAAGGAGCUGCACACAACUUUACAGGUAUCUCAGGCUGAUAAUAGGAGAGCAUAAAUAAUACAAUGUGUGUGGAGGUCCAGAUGGAAAGGCAAUAACAGAUGUUGUUUGGUUUUUGUUAUACAACUUAUGGUAUCAUUACCUGAUUGUUGCUAUUCCUUGUCGUGAAGGAGAAGAGCAGCUUCUCUUUGUUCUUUUAAGCAUAACAACUUCACUAAAAUGAAUAGUUUAUGUGACAACACAGAUUUUAAACUGCAGAAUAGUCAUGGUUAUCAGCGUGGCCUUAUAUGUUUGAACACUUGGCUGUGUGACGGAGCACACUACAGCUUCAGGAGCGGAGCAGUUCAUGCAAUUUAAGCAUCUCUUAUCUGUUUUUCAAAAUGUAUUCCUUACUGUUGUCUGGAGAGGUUAAAAAACAGCAAAGUUUAUAAGCAAACAAACUUAAAAUGCCCUUUCCAUCUAUUAUUAACAUGCAUCUUUGGUAUUGAAGUUUUAUCUAGAUUGUUGAGACUAUAAUUUUGCAGGCAAAUUGGUAGAAAUUCAUGCAAUAUACAGCUCAUAAUGCCUACAAUGUGUUGUAAUACAAGAUCAGUUGGGAUGUUUGAUUGCAGAAAAUGACAAUAAGCAGUGUAUUCACUACAGUAAUUGUGCACUGGACAGUAUUGGCUUGUAUUUUUGUCACAAAAAUAGUUCAGCUUUUCAGGACAAUCGUCAGUUGUUUGUGAAUUUCAGUGGCUUGACACAAGGAAACAUGAAUAAUCAGUAAUAGUGCAUGCUUUUUAGUAUGCGAGACAAUAUAUUAACUGGCAAAGAACUCCGCUUUGAUGCAAAUAUGUCUUUUAAAGGGACAAAAACAGCUCAAUUUUAGCAUAUGGUGUAAAUGUCAAUAAACAAGAUCCAGUUACUGAGUGCAGGAGAGAUUAGUAACGUGAGACGGCACCACAUCUGUCCGUUUUUACUCAUCAGCUCAUUUUCCUCGGGUGAUAACUGUUCAUAACACACCGAAUUCUUUUUACAUGACUUUCUUGUAUUUAUUUUUUCUCUGGUUCUGUGAUUGUCUUUAUGUUCUUAUCACCCAAAACCACCAUUUUCCUUACACAAGUGCUCUGUGCAGGCUGUCGUAUGUGCUGUGUUUAGUUGAAGUUCUUGAAUCUGGGAUCUACACCUUUUUAUUAGGAGCUUAAAAAAAACAAAAAACACCAGAAUGGAGGAGAAGGAAAAAAGGGCUGAGCUCUCCAUAGAGACUUUUACAGUAUGUGUGUGUGCAGAAAGGAGCUCUCUGCAUCUGAAUGUGUCCUGCACUUUAUAUUUCUCUUUGUUUUAACAAAAAGAGGUGAAAGAGGGGAGAGUCUGAAGCACGUGACUUCAUUAUUCCUCUUCAUAGUGUAGUUUUUGUCACUUUUUUUGCUUUGUUCCCAGUCCUUCAGAGCUGAAUCUGGCAUUUUAAAAAAUUUUUAUUUUACAAGAAAUCCUCAGAAUAGCUUGUGAAAAGUGUGUGACAUUUUUGUUAUGAUUUACAUAUGUUAUGAUUUAUGUAUUUUGUUGUUUUUGCCUUUAUUUUUGUCUCUUGGGGGCUUUUACCAGAUUCAGUAGGCUUCCAGUUCCAUUUUUGAGGAUAUUCUUUAUUUAACAAGUCAACAAAAAGCACCAUAGAAUUCUCCCGUCUGUGUAAUUCGAACUACCAUACAAAACAUUAAAUAUAACACAUGAUUUAAAGCUGCUGUGUGAUUAUCAUCUUGCCAUCUGCUCUGCACAGUGCCUGUGUGGGGCAACUCAUACGUAAAAUGAAUCGUAAAUACUUUAAACAAACAUGUAUUGUCAGCAGUGAAGCUACAAAAUGUGCUGUAGUGGACUUUAAAUGUUUUCUUUUUCGACUUUUCCUCGUCCACAACGACUACUCGACUAUGCAAAAAUAAUUACGGGGCUUAAAUUGCUGUACUGAACCUGUGGCUGCUGUCUCUGCUGUCUCUGACGUUUAUCUGAAUUUGUGUGUUGAGACUUGGUGUAAGAAUUUCUGUCACUUAGCAACAAGCUGUUGGAAAAUUACACUUUACUUUCACAGUAGACUACAGUGAGGUCGGGCUUCUCUUGCUCCUCAAAUACUCAAAUACUAAACCAGAAAUGAAUAUUUGCCUUCUUGUCAAUUGCUGGGUCAAUAUAUAAUUGAAGUACUUUUGAAGUCCAUGGGAUAUAUCUUGCAUACAUUUUUAUUAAAACAGGGAAAAAAUAAUGUUUUUUAUGUUCAUUGCGAUCAUGUCUUUACAAAUUCUGUAAUUAUUUGUUAUGGAAACAAUCACUUAUUAAUAAAAAAAUGACUGGAUAUCACUAAAAUGUCAACUAAAUAACUGUCCCAGUUUAACAACAACCACCUUCUAAUUAGUUAAACAAUAAUAAAAUGAGCUGAUUCAGAAA